This is a messenger RNA of Gymnodraco acuticeps, 5420 nucleotides long. RefSeq names its product espin like b (gene espnlb). Gene Ontology annotation, molecular function: actin filament binding. Lineage: Eukaryota; Metazoa; Chordata; Actinopteri; Perciformes; Bathydraconidae. The transcript has 7 exons. Bases 3017 to 5029 code for a protein of 670 amino acids. The record is from RefSeq and is a predicted model, not a curated record. Gene Ontology annotation, biological process: actin filament bundle assembly. Gene Ontology annotation, cellular component: cytoplasm.
UCCGGGUCACUACCGGAGGACCGAGGAGUCGAGGAGUUGAGGAGGGGGAUUUGAUGAAAUGAGAAAGGGCCAAUGUCUUCUGUAACAAGUUGUUCCUGCUCUGCCCAUCUCAUUAGUUGAACAUAGAAAACAAAAUGUCCCCAACAGGAGAGGGCUCUUGUUUACAGAACAACCUUGACAGUGUUGGAAUGAAAUACAUUGACAGUGUUGGAAUGAAAUGAAGGACAUUUACUCAAGAUCUGUAAGAACACAUUUUAGGCAGAAAUACUGGACUGCACACAAAGGCUCAUCCCAGGCACUGAGGUUACAGCCCACUAUUGAUGAACAAUAAGUUUGGUGACCAGCAGCCGGGAGAUUGACAUACUGCUAAUAGAGACGACAGGCAUUUAAAAUCUUCACUGAACGCAAUUGUGAACAAUAAUAUAUUGAUAACAAAUUAGAAAACAAGAUACUUUGAUCAAAAAUAGUUACUCCAAAAGUUUUAAAAUUCAUUAAAGGUGCAGUCAGUGAUUUAAAUCCCAUAGCUCUGUAAAAUUCAGCUAAUAUUUCCUCACAAUCGCUAACUGUUUGAGCUGAAAAAUUAAUGAAGUUAUUUGCUUUGGUGUUAAGUUAAAAUAUCAGAAAUGUAUCUCCAGAAUCACUGACUCUACCUUUUUAAUACACUGACAAUGAAGAUCGAUUCCCGAAGUAUAGAUGAACAGAGAUGUGCUUCCAUUUUAUUAAACGUAUUAAUCUACACAUUAUUUGUGAGAUGCGCCCCCAACUUUUGACUUCUUAGGUCCAUUUUAGUUAAAAUAAAGCAGUCUGUACGGGAGCUUGCUGGUUUAUGCAAUUUUCUUUUGCUUGGAAUGAUUCACUAUACCAAAGCUGUUGAUUUCUUCCCACUGAGCCGACAUGUAAACUAUUUCGGUUUAGUAAACAGCAGCUUGUGAAGGCAGGUUAGCCGACCAACAGAGACAAAGUUGGUGUGGAUUCGAUGAUAGAAAGCUUACACACCGCUCAUGUCUCGCUUUCUACCGAAGGGGAUUCCCAGUUACUGUCAAAUUAGUUGAAUUGUUUCCUAUGAAAGGAAAAAAAACUAACAAAACAAAGAACAGUAGGCUAUCACCACUGAAAGAUCAGGAUUACAUUCAGUAAUUGAUUAAGCUAACCUAUGGACUAUAGGCCACAACUUUUUAAAUACUGUCCUGCAGCCCCCCUCCACCCUUGAUAGCCAUUACAUUACUGCUCCAGUGAGGUGUAGAUAAAAGAUGCGUGGCAAUUUAUUUGCUUAGUCACGAAUCUGACAAAAAGGUUGAUGUAACAGCUUUAGCUUAACUGCUAUGAAACUGUGCCAGUAGGAGUAGCUAUCCUAUUCAUUGAAAUGCUGAUAUUGAAAUACAAAACUCUGUGUUACUCCAAGCCAAGUGAAUCACUUGGGUGCAGUCUCGGAUAUUGACUUUCAUCUCCGGUCUCAAGUGUGAACAUGAACAUGUGAGAAGGUGUCCAUGCACACACACAUACACACGGACACACACACACAGCAUACUGUAUGUCGUCUCCUACAUACAUUCACAGAGCAAUUGUUAUACUUCCUGAUGCAGUCACCCUAUCCCUCUUCGUUAAUUAUGCACACAAAGAAGGGCCCCCGUCUGAGGUUUGGGUCCAGGUGAUGCUGCUCCUUGGUCUGCCUGUUUAUUGGCCGCUCCAGAGUAGAGAGACAACACCUUCUGGAGUAAACUGCGCGUCUUUAUUUUCAAUAUUAUUAUUAUUUUUUUUUUUUAAAUUCCUCCUAUAAUUAAUCUAGUGUCCCAUUGCUCGUGAUUUCACAGUUCCUGGAUAUAUUGUAAGUACUGCAUGUAAGAGAAUAUUUUCCUCAACAUUGCAACAACAGAAGUUUACCUUCACACUGCAUGCUUUCAUAUAUUGAAGUAUUAUAUUAUCAGAUCUUCAAGGUAAUGUUAAGAGAUGGAACUCGAGAAAAAUGAUUGUGUAUUUGCAAAUGACAAAUAGAUUUUGAAUCUAUUUUAUUUGAAUUAAAAAUACUUUCUUGACAGUUUACAUUUGAUAUUUAUUAACCAUCAAAGCCUUACUUAGAUAUAAAACAAUGUUUUAAUGUCAUGUGUAUUGGAAACCAUUGCCAUUAACAGUUGGAAUGAAAGCAACAGAUUGCUAAGGGCACUAAAUACAAUUUAUCUGGCAAAUAAAACAAUCAAAUGUAUUUCAAAGGUUUUACAGGUUUAUAUUUGGUCACAAAUUAACUUAAUAUGACUUAUACGAUAUGACUUUAUUUGUCAGAUCAAGUCUGAAAUUUGACUUGCGUCACAGCAGCUCCAUGUCCAACAUCAACAGACAAAUAUCCAGACACAAUACAUGAAACACAAACAACAAACAUUUAACAUAACAGCACAAUCAGUGAGAGAAAAGCUGCUCAAAGAGCCUUCAGCGUUCAUUUGAUCUGGGAUUUAGCUCUGUAUUUACUGUGAGGAUUGACUGAUGCACAAAGGAGUGCUUCAGUUAUCUUUUAAAACUCUAAUUAUGUUAGUUGUUCACAAAGCUUCUAAUCUAACUUCUUGCAUAUACAUCUAAUUAGGACAAACAUCUAAUUGUCUGUGUAGUAUUUAUGCUCUAGAAUGGCAUGGAGCCUGUGAGAAAUCAGGAAGGUUACCUGAAGCAGGAUAUCAUGUCUCUCAUAACUCUAAGAACACUUUCUCCUGCACUCUGUGCGGGCUACACUACUGAUGCUGACGGGGCUCCUGUUUCACCACAUCUUGUUUUUUAUCCAAGUACUACAAGCUGCGGCCUGAGUUUGUUAUAUUGACCAUGUGGUAUCAAGGAGGUCUCUUCGAAGAUGACUUUGAAAUCGUUUAUUUACUCACUGCUGUGUGAUACUCUGUGUCGCAUUUCUCUCCAGAAGGGGUUCUCUUUUGCUCACUUUAUCUACUUUUUGUCACAUGUUGUUAUUCUUAAUGUCAUUUUCAGAAAGAAGAGUUCCUGUUGCUUCCAGAAGACCAGACUGUGACUGAGCAGAGCCAACAUGGAGAACAGCAAGCAGCCAAUGAAAGAAGUGCUCCCCCUGCCUCGCAACCCUUCACCACUUCCUGGGACCUCACCCUCUGUGACCCCUGCCGCCCCUUCAAAUAAAUACCACUCAGACACCAUGCAGAAUGUGCAGAUGGCCUCCUCAGUGGUGACAUCGUUCAGCUACCUGAAGCCUCCAGACAGGGAUCUCACCCUGAUGUCCCACAUGAAGUCCAUUAAGUCUCUGAAGAAUGCUGCCAUCUUCACUGGACAAACGAUGGUUGUGCAGUGUAAUAGUCAUGAACUGUUGGAGGAGGUACUGAACGCUGAUGUGAUCCUGGCUGACAUUGACUCCCUGGUGCCGACCCACGAUGAAGCCGGCCAGCCCAUCGCGGAGUGGAAACGACAGGUAAUGGUGCGGCAGCUGCAGGUCAGGCUGCAGGACGAGGAGGAGCAGAGGAGACAGGACAUGACUAAUGGCUACACACCAGUGGACGGCUGGAAGUACUCCCAAACCCACAACGCCGUCUUGGGGCCCUUUGGAGAGCUCCUAACAGAGGAUGAUCUGGUGUACCUGCAGCAACAAAUUGAGACUGUUUCACUGCAGAAACGCUGCCAGGCUUACGAGCUGGAGCUGACCAGGCUCACCGAGGAGCUGCGGUCCAUUUUACCUGAUUCCAUCUUGAACAUCUCCCUCAACAAAGAGGUCCUACAAAAGAUGGACACUGAGGGGAAAAUGCACCCUACUUUGCCAAUGUGGUGCAGUCGUGUCUCAGAGAUUGUUAAGAGUAUGUCGUUGCUGGUGGCCAACCUGACGCAAACGUCAGAAGAAGGGGGUGAGAGGAGCGUAAUGAAUGGAAUAAUGGGAGAGAUGAAGGGUUUGCAGGGGGUUAGCAACAGUUUAGGAAUUGAAUUGGACCAGGGAUUGGUGCAACACGAGCAAGAGGUAGUGCCUGCACAUGAUGAGACCUUCAGUGGUCCUAGGAUUCCUCACAUAGGAAUGGCGUCUACUUUCAGCCAUCGACUGGAAUCCAACAGCUACAGCCGAGCUCGGAGGGAGAGAGUGGUGAGGGAGAUCCAACAGUCCGGGGUGUCGGUCAGAAACCUAAGAUCCAACUUUGAGGGUCAGAUUGGCAGCAUUUAUCCCUUUGCUGGGGUUAUGAAAGGAGGACAGGUAAUGUUUGGAGCUCCAGAAGUAAACAACCUGAAUAGUCACUGCGAUCCUCCCAAAACAAUUAAACCUGUGAUGGAGACUACCAGCUUAAGGAAAGAACGUAUCGUGGUGCUGUUCCUGAGCCACUGGAAGAAAUCUGCAUAUGCUAUUUCAGUGAGAGCAGCGAGGCAGAGACAGGGACAGGAAGCACUUUCAGAGAGAGUGACAGGCGCUUUGCCCCAACAGAAAAUCACCUCCAUGUUUCAAUUCUGCCAACAACGAUGUGCUGUAGACAAGGUGCUUCACUGCUGGAGAAGUAAACUAGGACUCAAAGAAAAAAAAAAGUCCUGUGUGUCCUCCUCAAACUGCUCUCGAGUAAUAUUCUCCCCAGAGCAAUUUCUGCCAGACGUGGACGGUGUUGCAGUGACCCACGACAGCUUGACCCUCGACCUCUUCAUGGUGGGAUACUUCCACAUUUUGGAACAAGAGCUUCUGCCCGAGGAGAGGAAGAUGAGGCAUCUACUCUGCUUCGAAGUCUUUGACCAUGUCGGCAGUUUCUCGUGGGAGAUGGUGAAGGACUUCCACAAGGCCGUUCUCCAGGAAAUCCAGUCAGGGAGUCGACAGUGGAGCGACGGCUUCGAGGACAUCAAAGUUCGCUUCUUUGGGGACUCCAGACCGUGCCACUGCCCAUCAUCAUCCUUAUUGGCAGAUACCAGACUCCUACCCAAAGUUGUGGUUCAAACUGUGGCUGCAGAUGAGUGUGGCAGGGACUCCAACUUCUCUUGUUUCAACAACCAAGACAUUUGUAAAUAUAUUGACCGUAGCUUUGCUUUCUGGAAGGAGAAGGAGGCUGAGCUGUUUGAAUUUGCACAUUAGUAUUAAGGUUCCAUUUGAUAAUUUUGCACAAAAUAAUGACAUGUUGGUGUGUUUACAAAAGCUGAAUAAAACGUUGUUGAGAAUGCCUUAUCGAUGCAUUAUUACUGCAAUGAUUAGUUAUUAUUUGUUUAUAUCCAAAUGAUUGACAAGGCCUCCAAGAAAGGCAUUGAAUUCAACAUCCAUUUACUGAAAACAAAAACUAAAUCCUAUUCAUUUAAUUUGAUGUGUAUUCUGACAGCAGGACCACGGUAAACGUCAUACAAUUCAAUGACUUCCUUAAGAUCUCAGAUAAUUUAUAGAAUGAGUAAGCACCCUAUAUUCAAAUAUUUUAAGUAAAAGUAGCAAAACAGUGAUAUAAAAUGACUCCAAUAUAUGUAAUUAUAUGUUUGUA